Molecule: messenger RNA, 1609 nt
Organism: Mollisia scopiformis
Lineage: Eukaryota; Fungi; Ascomycota; Leotiomycetes; Helotiales; Mollisiaceae
Exons: 3
Coding region: 96-1448 (450 amino acids)
Biological process (GO): D-serine catabolic process
Molecular function (GO): D-serine ammonia-lyase activity
Source: RefSeq, a predicted model, not a curated record
UUGCGUCUCGACAUCUUACACAAUUGAAGAUUCUUAGCUCAUAUGUAGCAUCAUAUUCUGUGCAUGCAUUGAUCUCGAGUCGAUAUUCAUCGCUCAUGGCGACAACACGAUGGGCGCUUCGUUCGCAAACCUCGCUUGUUGAGCAGUUCGUUGGCCAGUCUCUGCAUGAUAUACCCCUACCAGCGGCAGUAUUGGACAUCGCCAAAGUCAGAAGAAACUGUGCGAGGAUGUUGGAGGCAGUAGACGAGUUAAAUUUUGACUUCUUGCCCGAGGUUAGCAGCCACAAGACAACCGAGAUAACGCGCCUUCAAUUAGGAGCCAACGCAGAGGAAGUCAGAGUUUUGGUGACAAGCCUGUGGGAGGCAACUAAACUUCUGCCUUUAUUGCUUGACUAUCAGAUUACCGGUGUUCAAGUCAAUAUUACUUACGGCGUCCCCCUGACGCCGUCCCAGGUUGAAGACGCUGCAGAAAUCUCGAAGCAACUUGGUAGACGAGGCGGUAACAUCCGAUUUCUUCUAGAUCACAUCUCCCAAGUUGAUCUUGUGGAGCAAGUAGGUGAAACAUCAGGAUAUCCGCCUCGUGUCUACAUUCUUGUCGAUAUUGGUGAUGGCUUCUCAGGAGUUCGUCCAGGAACACCGGAAUUCCGCCAACUGUUCUCUCGGAUUGAACAGAUCGUACUUAGUCAAGGAUCCCAAUCCCUAGCCUUUGUCGGCUUUUAUAGUGACAUAGCAUUCCCAGACGAGUCAUCCGACCUUGUCUCGCACCUGAGACUUCUUGACCGACAAUUGGCCAUGUUAUUACAUGCCUCUCCAAUUGAAGUCCUCAGACUGACUGUGCGCGCACCACCAAACCUGUGGCUUUCAUUGCAUGCAACGGAAGAGCUGUCGUCAAGAGAACUUUCGAAACUGAAACAUACGCUUGUAGCAACGAGCGAAGCCAAUCAUGCGAUCGAGGCGCACAGUGGAGAUUACGUAACUCUGGACCUUCGAAGUUUGGUCCACAAUUCGCAAGCAACUUUUGAUGGCACAGCUGCUCUCAUGUAUGACGAUAUAGCGUUGACAAUUUUAACUGAGGUAUCAAGCUUGUACCCUAGACGUGGUGAAAAUGGACGUUUGGAAGCUUUCAUCUCUGUCGGCGGUUCAGCAUUCCAGGACGGAGUCGGAUGCGGAGGCGUGGUAAGCCAGUGGAACAUGAAGUCAAGAUCCGCUUUAAAUACGGAUUCCAGUUGUGAAUGGGAGAUCAGCCGCUGUCGUGGAGAUUCUGCUGUUUUAGUCUGGAUUGGAGAGAACGAGCCAAGUGCAGACUCUCUGGUAGGUCAACGAUUGAGAAUAUAUCCGUACGAUGCCAGUCGUGCAGGUGACAGGUUUGCAUGGUAUUAUGUAGUAGAUUCGAGUCGACUUGGCAGAGAGGACGAGAUUGUCGACAUUUUCGUGCGAUGGAGGGGAUGAGACGAAGUCUGAGUAGCUGGUGCAGCAUUGUUUUGCUGGUAGAAACGCGCCGAGGACGAAUAUGUGUAGAAUAUAUCAACGCCCCCCCUCUAGGUGUGUCUAUGGGCAAUCGCUUCUCAUAUCCUCACUUUCAACAUUGGGUGCCGAGGACUAGAUGCUUC